Trypanosoma brucei brucei TREU927 is the source of this 1824-nucleotide messenger RNA. RefSeq lists its product as hypothetical. NCBI's taxonomy places the organism in Eukaryota, Euglenozoa, Kinetoplastea, Trypanosomatida, Trypanosomatidae. Bases 1 to 1824 code for a protein of 607 amino acids. The transcript has a single exon. The record is from RefSeq and is a predicted model, not a curated record.
AUGAAGGAGGGAGUCAGGGAGCCCCGUCCUCCCAGAAGCACUGAAGUGAGUGCAUCACCAGCUACCGUAUCCACACCGUAUCGGUCGCCUAGAGGCCUCACGCGCCCCCUUUCUCAACGAGAGGAGUAUCGUGCCUUCCAACAACAGCAGCAAGAGGCCUUGUGCAAUCGUGGGAUUCCAGGGGAGUGGAUGACGCCAUUGCCAUCACGUGUUGGUAUUGACGAGCAUGGUUAUGAGGCUCCCCGAGUUACAAAAGAGGAGCGCCGAACAAUGUUACAGCAGGCAUUAGAACGCAACGCAGCAUCGGUUGUGGAAUUCACGGAUGGUGGAGAAAGUGACAUUGAAACCCACGGAAUGAGUUCUAGCGACUUUCAUUCGCGGGAUGGAUGGACGACGAUACCAAAGGAAUCGGCACUGUAUAGCAACAUUUGUGCGCGUGACGAGCUUCAGUCACGCGCGCGUCACAACUCUUGGUCUCUCUCCCACCUGCGAGGACAUGAAAGGGAAACGGGGAACCUGGCAACACCAGGUUCGUCGGCUGAAUCUAUGGACAAGGACUGUGUUUCCGUCGCCUCUGAAGACGUUAUUGAUGCUUCACGAAGACGGCGACAUCAGGACGAAGGUUCCUAUACAAAUGUGUUGGGGGGCGAUUUGUUAGAACCGAACUUUGAGAGCAUUGGGCAGCCGCGCUCAACUUAUGGGAUGCGCAAGUUGUUUGUUGCUGGGCUUACAGGUUACGAAGGAAUGAUCACCAAGGGGGAGGAGGCACUCAUAUGUGGAGAGUUAAUGCUCUUGUUACAGGAUCGGCGCGCUGCGUAUAUCGCAGAAGAAACACGUUACUGCGUCAAUUUGUACGAAAAAGAGCUUGGAAUCCCGGGGAAGGACACACUUGCCUUCGCAAUGGACCGUGCCCCCACUCUACAGGCAGUGCUGGAACGGUUCUUUCAUCUCGGUAUUAUUCCAAGUUUGCCCAACAUAUGCCAAGUCAACGAGAUGAUCGGUAACUUCUCGGGGUAUCCCGUCCACAAGAAACCGCACACAGUAGGACCAUACGUUGGUAUAAUGAAUCUCGUUUCGACCACUGUGAUGCACAUGCAGCACGUAGACAGCCCCUGGUUCCCCCGCAUACAUAUGAGCCCACGGUCCCUUUUCAUCGUGGAACAACCGUGUUUAGGGGAGUACAAAAUGGGUUACAAACAAACACACCAGCCCUUUCACGCCUUUGAAUAUGCUACGCGUGUAUCUAAAGAUUAUCGCAUCGAGGUGAUGUUUGCUACGGUUGAGGUCUCACACAUGCGGUGCCUUCGUGAGGCCGUCGGCCUCACCGACUAUGCACGGGUCAAACAGCUUGAUGGAGGGGGUUCUGACGGUGUUCCAAGGCGUCAGGAGCCUCAGUUGACCGAAACGGCUUCGUCAAAAUCGUGCGUAACACGGAGUGGGGAGGAAAAUGAUAUGUCCUUGUUUGUCGGUUCAGCUGAUAGGUGGAUUGAACGUCUGCAACGUCAGCUUCAUGCGGCUGAAGUCGAUAAUCGUGGGUCUUCUGGGAGAGAGACGGCAAGCGUUCAAGGCCCCUGCCAUGAUGGCAAUUUGCUCAGGGAACAACUACUUGCUACGGGGAGCAUUGGUUCAAAGUCACGACCAUUUGAAACUUCUAACGCAGCGGCGGAAAAUGGUGGAGGAGCGAACCAGUCGAGGCGCCGGAUAAUGGCUCUGAAGGCACGCUACGAGCUUGCAAAGAAGUUAAGAGAGGAGCGUGGACCGGAGGUGUCUAGUGGUAUGCGCGUCAUCAAGGGCCACUCACCGUUGGAAAAGCCAAGGCUGUAG